Colletotrichum tamarilloi is the source of this 852-nucleotide messenger RNA. RefSeq lists its product as uncharacterized. Lineage: Eukaryota; Fungi; Ascomycota; Sordariomycetes; Glomerellales; Glomerellaceae. The coding region runs from base 1 to 852 and encodes 283 amino acids. The transcript is spliced from 4 exons. The record is from RefSeq and is a predicted model, not a curated record.
AUGGCUGGCAACUCUUGGACCGUCGAGGCCGAGAAGGCCCUCUUGCUCUCCAUCCUCACUACUGCCAACAGCGGUGCUGGCAUAAAGCCUGACUGGGCUAACGUCGCUCGCCGCAUGAACCGCCUCGGCUACAGCUACACCGUCGCGGCCCUCAGUCAGCGCUUCUCGAAGUCUCUGUUCAAGCCUUUCAACGAGCAGAUGGACGCGACCGCCGACAUGCCUGCCACACCGGCUCCGGUUCCUUCUUCCCGCAAGCGUGCUGCCCCCGGCUCCGGCACCAGAGCGGCUAGAAUCUCCAUUGCCGGUGGUUCUGGUGCGGCCCAGGCUGCCAACGAGAUGGCUUGGCUUGCCAUUUCGGCUGACGAUGGCGUUGACGAUGCUGAGUCCGACAUGGAGGACUCAAAGAAGCGUGUCAAGAUCUUUCACGAAGGUCUUGUUGCUGCUCUUCAUGGCCAGCAUAUUGAUCUCACUGGCAACGAUACCGAUGCCAAUAUGGAGAACGCCGCUCCUGUCUCUGGUCUUAUCGGUCAGCCGGUUGACCUCACCGGUGACCACCAGGUCGAGUUCAAGUUCGAGGGCAAUGGCACCAUGCCCUCUUUCAUUCGUGCUGCCCGCUCGCGCAGCUUGACCAUCAACGACGCCCCUGCCGCCGAGUCCCGCUUCAAGCUCAGAGACAACUUCAACGGCUGGGAACUCGAGAAGCGUGUCUGGACCGCCUGCGUGAACGGUCGCAAGUAUCUCAUGGCGAUCAACGCGCGCAAGGCAGCCGAGAAGGAGGAGGCUGCUGCUAAGGCUGCCGCUGAGGCUACUGAGGCUGCGGCCCAGGCUGCGAACGCGAUGGUCUUGGAUUAA